CACACUGGAGGCGCCAUUACAUUAAAACCUGCGCUCUGUACCGAAGAGCACAAUUUGGCAGCAUUAUCAGGCAAAGAGGUCGUAUUUCGGUGAGUCAUAAAAAAAAUUACGAAAUGGCGGAGAAAGUCGCACUUUUUGAAAAUUUCCUGAGCUGCCAUGUGUGUUCAGAGACUUUCAGAGAUCCUGUGUCUCUGAGCUGCGGCCACAGCUUCUGUUCAAGCUGCCUGCAGAAAUUCUGGGAACAAACUACAAACAAAAACUGUCCCAUUUGUAAAAGAAAAUCUUCAAGAGAUGAACCAUCUAUGAUCUUUGCUCUCAAAGAACUUGCUGACUCCUUUGCUAAGAGGCAGAGUGAGAGCUCACCUGAGACAGAAAACGAGAAGGAGGAAGAGAAGGAGGAGGUGGUGUGUGAUAAACAUCCAGACGUCCCUUACUGGUACUGUGAGGAUGAAGACAGAGCUGUGUGUCCUGUGUGUGAGUUUUCUCUCCACCAGAGUCACAAAGUGGUUCCUGUAGAAGAAGCAGUCAGUGACCUGAAGGAGCAGCUGAAAUCUGAUUUAAAGUCUCUGCAGGACAAGAGGAACAAAUACAAACAAGUGGAGGAAACAUACAAUGAAGUGAGGGAACACAUGAAGAAGCAGCUGUUGUCCACAGAGAGGCAGAUCAGAGCAGAGUUCAACAAGCUCCAGCAGUUCCUGAAAGAGGAAGAGGAGUCCAGACUGGCAGCUCUGAGGGAGGAAUAG
Molecule: messenger RNA, 743 nt
Organism: Haplochromis burtoni (Burton's mouthbrooder)
Lineage: Eukaryota; Metazoa; Chordata; Actinopteri; Cichliformes; Cichlidae
Product: E3 ubiquitin-protein ligase TRIM35
Exons: 1
Coding region: 114-743 (209 amino acids)
Molecular function (GO): zinc ion binding
Source: RefSeq, a predicted model, not a curated record